AUGGAUCAAGAAAUCUGGAAGGAAUUUCCCCAGGAUCUCUUUGAAGCUGUUGUUUCCAGACUACCAAUUGCUACAUUUUUCCAGUUCCGCACAGUUUGCCUUAAAUGGAAUGCUUUUAUUGAUUCAGAUAGCUUCUCCCGAUGCUGCACCGAGCUUCCUCAGACCAUCCCAUGGUUCUACACCAUAACCCAUGAGAAUGUCAACUCGGGACAAGUGUACGACCCUUCUUUGAAGAAAUGGCACCAUCCGGUUAUCCCUGCAUUACCCAAGAAGACUAUUGUUUUGCCAAUGGCUUCUGCGGGAGGUCUAGUUUGCUUCCUCGACAUUGGUCAUCGGAACUUCUAUGUGAGUAAUCCGCUGACCAAGUCUUUCAGAGAGUUGCCCGCUACGUCGUUUAAGGUAUGGUCUCGUGUUGCAGUAGGAAUGACUUUGAAUGGGAACUCCACAAGUCAUGGGUACAAGGUCCUGUGGGUUGGAUGUGAAGGAGAGUACGAAGUCUAUGAUUCCCUGAGAAAUAUGUGGACUAAACGAGGCACCAUCCCAUCCAACAUAAAGCUCCCGGUGUUGCUCAACUUUAAGUCACAGCCAGUGGCUAUCCACAGCACACUUUACUUCAUGUUAACAGAUCCCGAAGGGAUAUUGUCCACGACAUGGUCUCUGGGAAAUGGAAGCAGUCGAUCAUACCGGGCCCACCACACCUGA
This is a messenger RNA of Arabis nemorensis, 702 nucleotides long. Lineage: Eukaryota; Viridiplantae; Streptophyta; Magnoliopsida; Brassicales; Brassicaceae. The record is from the annotation of a GenBank genome assembly.